UUGAGUGACGAAAUUAAUUACCAAGGAAAUGGAGAAGGUUUGGGGUGGAUGUAGGUAUGUAGUAGUAGUGGUUUUAGGCUUGGCGAUUUUGGCGUGGAAGCACUGCGAGGCUCAGGAUGAAACGUCGUCAUGUCUAAACCAACUAGUUCCUUGCCUAACUUAUCUCAACGGGACAAAUAUUGACCCACCAAGUAGUUGCUGUGACCCGCUGAAGUCGGUAAUCGAAUCGAACCCUGAAUGUCUCUGUGGUCUGGCAAGUGCUAAGGGCAGCACCAUGGCUCAGCAGGCUGGGAUCAAUAUCACAGAAGCCCAGCAAUUACCGGCCAAAUGCGGGCAGAGUGUUAAUCCCAUCUCUUGUCUUACAGAUGCCAAUAAGAAUACAGUGCCGAGUUCUGCAAGUGGUAGUGGGUUCUCGUUUGUGAGCAUCAUACUAGCUGCUACUCUUGGGAUGACGGUUCAAUGUGCAACUUAUAUUUUUGUUUGAGUUUGAGGAUCGUCCGACGACCUGUUAGCACUUACAGAGUACUUGUAUUUUUGUUGUCUUUAUUAAUUCUUAUUAUCAUUCUUUCAUGCUCUAUUAAUUUUCAACCGCUGUUCAUAAACAGGAAACUG
Nelumbo nucifera (sacred lotus) is the source of this 612-nucleotide messenger RNA. Its product is annotated as non-specific lipid transfer protein GPI-anchored 30-like. Gene Ontology annotation, biological process: lipid transport. The record is from RefSeq and is a predicted model, not a curated record. Gene Ontology annotation, molecular function: lipid binding. Lineage: Eukaryota; Viridiplantae; Streptophyta; Magnoliopsida; Proteales; Nelumbonaceae.